GCUUUUCAUGUCUUGCAAAAUGGCGGCCAUCAGAAGAACCUUGACAAAAUUUCAAACUUUAAAUAAUUAUCGUGUUACAACAGAAUUUAGCACUUUUGCUCUACAAUAUAAGGGACUUCCUAGAAUUAAAAGUACUCAGUCAGUAAAUAAUGCAAAUCAUAUAACAACAAACCAACUAUUCAACCAUCGUCAAUUUCAAACAUCUUCCGUAUUAAGUAAAAGAGAUUACUAUGAAGUAUUAGGAGUUCCAAAAAGUUCAGCCUCAAAAGACAUAAAAAAAGCCUACUAUAAGCUGGCAAAAAAAUUUCACCCUGACAUGAAUAAAAAUGAUCCUGAGGCUGCAAAGAAAUUUCAAGAAGUAUCAGAAGCCUAUGAAGUCUUAAGUGAUGAUUCUAAACGCCAGCAAUAUGAUACUUUCGGAAUGGGUGAUGGUCAACAAGGCUAUGGCAGCCCUGGAGCAGGUUUUCACCAAGGAAGAGCUGGAUUUCAAAACUUUCAUGGAUCUAUUGAUCCGGAAGAGUUAUUUAAGAAUAUGUUUGGAAAUGCAGGUUUCAGAAUGGGUGGUUUCGAUAAUAACGAUUUUGCAGAAAGUAAUUUUGGAUUUGCUGCAGCGUCGGAGGUUUCCAUGAAUUUAACUUUUCAACAAGCUGCCCGUGGCGUAAAUAAAGAAAUAGAACUUAAUGUUACAGAUAAUUGUCCUAGAUGUGGAGGAAGAAAAGCUGAACCAGGCUCCAAAACAGUAAAAUGUCAUCAUUGCAAUGGUACGGGAAUGGAAACAUUUAAUACAGGACCGUUUAUGAUGCGUUCUACCUGUCGACACUGCAGAGGUGCAAGGACUAUACUAGAAAAGCCUUGUUUCGAAUGCUCUGGUAAAGGAAAAACUGUACAAAAAAAACGAAUUGUUGUUCCUGUUCCCGCUGGUGUUCAAGAUGGUCAGACAGUCAGAAUGACUGUUGGAACCAAAGAAGUUUUUAUAACAUUUAGGGUUGAAAAGAGUAAAAUCUUUAAAAGAGAUGGUGCAGAUGUUCACGCAGACGUUUCAAUAUCACUUUCUCAAGCUAUUCUGGGAGGUAACAUUAGAAUCGCUGGUAUAUAUGAUGAUAUAUUGUUGGAAAUUCCACCUGGUACAUCUUCCCAUACAAGAAUUCGUUUACAAGGUAAAGGAAUUGCAAGAGCAAAUAGUUACGGUUAUGGAGACUAUUACGUCCACAUUAAAAUCAAUAUUCCUAAGAAACUAACGAAAGAGGAAACGGCACUUGUAAAAGCAUUUGCCGAGAUGGAGACGAAUAUUAAAGGAACUGUAAAUGGUAUUACAUCAACAAAAGAAGGCACAAAGGAUAAUGGCGGUGGAGGUGAAAGUCCUGUAAAAGGACAAAGCAUGGAUUCUGAUGAAAAUGAGGGUAUACUAAAAAAAAUUAAGAGAGCCAUAUUUGGUUCUAAAGUUAUGAAUGAUGAAGAUAAUACUGUUAGUAGGAUACGUAAAGCCAUUUCUCACGAGGAAGAUCAGAUUAGUGAUGAAAAUAACGACGAGCAGGCUCGAGAAAAACAGUAA
This is a messenger RNA of Dimorphilus gyrociliatus, 1552 nucleotides long. Lineage: Eukaryota; Metazoa; Annelida; Polychaeta; Dinophilidae. The record is from the annotation of a GenBank genome assembly.